AGGAAGGGUUGGCGCUGGAUGAGCAAUCUACAACCGACUCUUGUCACGGUUACAUUGCUGCAAGUAUUGAAUUUUAAAGUAUUCUGUAUUCAACAUGCCGCCAAAAGUAAGUGGAAAAGCUGUGAAGAAAGCCGGUAAGGCUCAGAAAAACAUAAGCAAAGCCGAUAAAAAGAAGAAGAGGAGAAGGAAGGAAAGUUACGCUAUCUACAUCUACAAAGUGCUGAAACAAGUGCAUCCUGAUACUGGUAUUUCCAGCAAGGCGAUGAGCAUCAUGAACAGUUUUGUUAAUGAUGUUUUUGAACGUAUUGCUGCUGAAGCAUCAAGAUUGGCGCAUUAUAAUAAACGUUCUACAAUUACCUCUCGGGAGAUCCAAACUGCUGUGAGGCUAUUGUUACCUGGUGAAUUGGCUAAGCACGCAGUAAGCGAAGGUACUAAAGCAGUCACCAAGUAUACCAGCUCCAAAUAAGAAGAUAUAUCUAAAUUGAUAUAAUAAACUGGUAUUGAAUUUUAAGAUCAAUAAGCAAACGAAACGGUCCUUUUCAGGACCACCAAA
Messenger RNA from Bombus pascuorum, 553 nucleotides. RefSeq names its product histone H2B-like. Gene Ontology annotation, molecular function: protein heterodimerization activity; structural constituent of chromatin; DNA binding. The transcript has a single exon. The coding region runs from base 95 to 466 and encodes 123 amino acids. NCBI's taxonomy places the organism in Eukaryota, Metazoa, Arthropoda, Insecta, Hymenoptera, Apidae. Gene Ontology annotation, cellular component: nucleosome. The record is from RefSeq and is a predicted model, not a curated record.